Cicer arietinum (chickpea) is the source of this 1406-nucleotide messenger RNA. RefSeq names its product E3 ubiquitin-protein ligase AIRP2. Gene Ontology annotation, biological process: protein ubiquitination. Gene Ontology annotation, molecular function: ubiquitin protein ligase activity. The record is from RefSeq and is a predicted model, not a curated record. NCBI's taxonomy places the organism in Eukaryota, Viridiplantae, Streptophyta, Magnoliopsida, Fabales, Fabaceae.
CCUAAACACCCUAUAACCAAAACCCAACCACACUCAUUUCAUCCUAUAAUAAUAAUAAUAAAUAUCGUAUUAUCAUAUCAUAAUAAUACCCCUUUAAUAUUCAAUCACCUCCAAAGGUUCAAACUUUGUGACACAAACAAUCAAAAGCUUACUCCUUUUCCUUCCCUUCAUCAAAAAAUUGCCCACCCCUUUCUUGGUUUUCCUUUUCGUUUGAGAUUAGAAUAAAGGGUCGUCAAAAAAAUUUGAUCACCUUCAACUUUGUCUUAUAAAUAGGAGGAAGAGAUAGUUUUUUCUGCUCUUUCUCUCUCUGUGUGAACCGGUUGAUUCUCUGCUUCAGCUUUUCACAAAGUAAAGACAAACAUGGCAAUGAUGCCUUACUACCUUUCUCGAUUACCUUAUCAGGAUUCCCUCCAAAUACUCGAAGCUGACAUACACCACGCUAAUUCUUUGGCUGCUGCAAUUCCUAGAACAAGAGGAGGGACUCUAAUUCAAAUGAAAUUGGUUUGCAAUCAAUUGGCUCCUCUUUUUCUAUUAUUUCUGCAAUGGAUGGAUUGUUCUUGUGCAGGAUUUUUGCACAGUUAUCUCAACCUCUUUCACAUACUUAUAUAUAAGGAAUCCAAUGAUGGUAGAUCAAACAUUUCUACUCGUGGAAGGAAAGCAACCAUUAAGGACUUCUAUGCUGUUAUAUUACCAUCUCUUCAGCGGCUUCACGGUAGCUUUGACAAGUUGGAGAGUUGUGAAGAAAAGAACUCAAGCUUAGAAGGUUCAAGUUGUGGCAAGAAAGUAGUAAUUGAAGGAGAUGUGAAACUAACCAAUGUUGAUUUGCAAAGAGAAGAUGAAUGUGGUAUUUGCUUAGAGCCUUGCACCAAAAUGGUUUUGCCUAAUUGUUGUCAUGCCAUGUGCAUCAAAUGCUACCGCAAGUGGAACAGAAAGUCAGAGUCGUGUCCGUUUUGCCGAGGUAGCUUGAGGAGGGUUAAUUCAGAGGAUCUAUGGGUAUUAACUUGUGAUGAAGAUGUUGUUGAUGCUGAAACAGUUUCUAAAGAGGACUUGUUAAGGUUUUACCUCUAUAUCAACAAGCUUCCCAAAGAUAAUCCAGAUGCACUUUUCUUAAUGUAUUAUGAAUAUCUGAUUUAAUUUUAAUUUUUUUUCACUAAAUAAGAAGAAGAAAAUAUGUACAUAUAGGAAAAUCCGGACCACAAAUGUGAAUAGAGUCUGGUAAAAAAAUUACUCUGGUGAUUUCAUCAUAGCACUUGUAAGAGAAAUUUCUAGGAAUUUUAGUCCUGGGAAACCAUUCUUGUUAGUCCUGUGAUGCUGAUGCAUUAUUGUAUACAUUGCUAUUACAAUUAACUUGGAAUUAUUCCUUGUUUGAGUUCUAAUGGCUAGCUAAAGUUUUCCAAGUUGAAACA